Pygocentrus nattereri (red-bellied piranha) is the source of this 1733-nucleotide messenger RNA. Its product is annotated as acidic mammalian chitinase-like. The coding region runs from base 1 to 1479 and encodes 492 amino acids. NCBI's taxonomy places the organism in Eukaryota, Metazoa, Chordata, Actinopteri, Characiformes, Serrasalmidae. Gene Ontology annotation, cellular component: extracellular region. Gene Ontology annotation, biological process: chitin catabolic process; carbohydrate metabolic process. Gene Ontology annotation, molecular function: chitinase activity; chitin binding. The transcript is spliced from 11 exons. The record is from RefSeq and is a predicted model, not a curated record.
AUGGGCAAGGUAGUCUUGGUCUCGGCUUUGGCCCUGCUGCUCCACAUGCAGCUUGGCUCAGCCUACAUUUUAUCAUGCUACUUCACCAACUGGGCACAGUACCGUCCACCUCCCACCAUCUACAUGCCCAAUGACAUCGACCCCUGCCUUUGUACCCAUCUCCUCUACGCUUUCGCCACCAUGACCAGCAGCUACCAAAUUGCCACUUAUGAAUGGAAUGAUGUGGAGCUCUACAGCCAGUUCAAUGCUCUGAAGGACAAGAAUGGCAACCUGAAAACUCUGUUGUCAGUUGGUGGGUGGAACUUUGGUUCGUCAGGAUUCUCUGCCAUGGUGGCCUCUGCCACCAACCGCCAGACCUUCAUCACUUCUGUCAUUGCAUUUCUGAGGAAGUAUGAGUUUGAUGGGUUGGACAUUGACUGGGAGUAUCCAGCAAACAGAGGAAGCCCACCUCAAGAUCAGCAGCUUUUCUCCGUUCUGCUGGAGGAGAUGAGGGCCGCAUUCGAGGCAGAGGCUAAGCAGACCAACAGAGCUCGACUCCUGAUGUCUGCCGCCGUCUCGUCAGGCAGAGGCACCAUCGAGACCGCCUAUCAGAUUCCUCAGCUGGGACAAUCACUGGAUAUGAUUAAUGUGAUGAGCUAUGACAUGCAUGGCUCUUGGGACCCUUUCACAGGGGAGUGCAGCCCCCUGUACAGGGAUUCUUUUGACAGUGGAAGCUACAUCUACUUCAAUGUGGAUUAUGCCAUGAACUACUGGAAAAACAAUGGGGCUCCUGCAGAGAAGCUACUUGUUGGGUUCCCCACAUAUGGAAACACCUUCACCCUUAGAAACCCUGCAGACCAUGGAAUUGGAGCACCCAUCUCUGGAGCUGGAACAGCAGGAAAAUACACUCAAGAAGCAGGGGAGCUUGCUUAUUUUGAGAUCUGUACCUUCCUGAAAGAGGGUGCGACAGAGGUGUGGAACUCCCAGCAAGAUGUGCCAUACGCCUAUAAUGGAAACCAGUGGGUUGGCUAUGACAAUGUGAAGAGCUUUGGAAUCAAGGCCCAGUGGCUGAUGAAGAAUAACUUUGCUGGAGCUAUGGUGUGGACCAUUGACAUGGAUGACUUUUUGGGCACUUUCUGCAACCAGGGCAAAUAUCCCCUGAUUAAUGUGCUUCACAAGGCCUUUAAUCUGGACCAGCAAGCCUGCACACCUCCUGCAACCCCACUGCCCCCAAUAGCAGGUGUGACCAGCACCACCCCCAGUGCCAGUGGAGGAAGCUCCAGUGGUGGAAGCUCCAGUGGAGGAAGCUCCAGUGGUGGAAGCUCCAGCGGCACCAGUGGCAUGAACAGCUCAUUCUGUGUUGGCAAAGCCAAUGGUCUGUACCCAGACUCUACCAACCGCAACAAGUUCUAUGAGUGCAAUGGAGGGAAAACCUAUUUCCAGGAGUGUGCAACCAGCCUGGUGUUUGACACAAGCUGCUCAUGCUGCAACUGGAGUUAAAGCCUCAGUCUUUCCAUAUUAAACCACUUACUGCCUGUUAUUUUUGUUUCAUCUUCUUUCUUAAAAUCAGAUCCUAUUAAAAGGAAAAUGAAGUCCUCUUGAUUAUCAGUAAAGUGUUCAUUAGUUCUUACCAGCAAAGAAACUCCAGUCGGCCACCCAAAGGCAGAUUACAGAGCCCUUGCGUUUCUCAAGGAACACUUCACAUUCUUGGUGCUCAGGCUUGUUUAAGCUCCCAUAAUAAAGCUCAUAAAACA